UUGAAACGGGGUACUGUGGUGCUGCAGGAGAGUGAGUUGUGGAGGGCUGGGAAGGUCCAAGUCCGGGCAAAGGGGUCAGGCUUCGGAAAACGCGAGCUGGAGCUGUUGGAGGGCAGAGAAAUGGUGGCAGGCUGGGUCCCAGACGGGAAUCUUCAUAAAGGGAUUUCCCAGGACUCCAAGCAGAGGACAGACUGUCUGCUGUCCGGGUGCAUUAAUGGAGUCUCUGAUUCUGUGCUGAACCAGCUGCUGGAUAAACUCCUUCAGCACGGUGCUAUGAUUAAUGAGGAGAUGCAGACAGCAAAGACGAAGCCCAGAGCAGAGAAAGCUCGAGAUGUGAUUGAUACUCUGAUGAGGAAGGGACAUGAAAGCAGCAAAACUCUGAUAGAGGCUCUCAGGGAGGUUGACCCCUGCCUUUCCAGAGAGCUGAAGCUGUGGUGA
Menidia menidia (Atlantic silverside) is the source of this 438-nucleotide messenger RNA. NCBI's taxonomy places the organism in Eukaryota, Metazoa, Chordata, Actinopteri, Atheriniformes, Atherinopsidae. The record is from the annotation of a GenBank genome assembly.